This is a messenger RNA of Spinacia oleracea (spinach), 835 nucleotides long. Its product is annotated as glutaredoxin. The transcript has 4 exons. The record is from RefSeq and is a predicted model, not a curated record. Lineage: Eukaryota; Viridiplantae; Streptophyta; Magnoliopsida; Caryophyllales; Amaranthaceae. Gene Ontology annotation, cellular component: cytoplasm. Gene Ontology annotation, molecular function: glutathione disulfide oxidoreductase activity. Gene Ontology annotation, biological process: cellular response to oxidative stress. The coding region runs from base 203 to 583 and encodes 126 amino acids.
CCAUUACCGUUAUUUAGAACAAAGGUUCCUGAUUUCCUUCUGCCGUUUGCUAUUUUCUGAUUACCACAUUUUGGUUGUUCAGAAAUUAGAGAGAGAAGAAAACACGCGCCAGAAGCAGAACAUCAACACUUGUUCAACGUUGCCACCUCUCUUUCUCUCUCCUAUUUUUCUGUAUUAAUUCAUUCAAGUAUUUACCAUAAAAAUGGGAGGAUUUUUCAGUUCAACCAGCAAAACCAACAGCGAAGAAGACAUUAAAAUGGCGUUAGAGAAGGCGAAACACCUCGUUUCUUCCACCCCCGUCUUCGUCUUCAGUAAAACAUACUGUGGAUACUGCAAUAGGGUCAAGAAUCUGCUCAAACAGAUUGGUGCUGCUUUCGAGGUCAUGGAAUUGGACCAAGAACAGGACGGAGACGCAAUCCAAGCAGCACUUCUGGAGUGGACUGGACAGAGAACUGUACCGAAUGUUUUUAUAGGUGGAAAGCACAUAGGCGGUUGUGAUGCGGUGACAGCAAAACACCAGCAAGGGCAGCUUGUGCCCAUGCUUGUGGAUGUUAAAGCAAUUGCUGCCGAGCAGACCGCGUAAGCAUUCCUUAAAGUGCAAAAGCUCGGAAAGACGGAUAUGCUGUAUUUUUAAGCUUUGUAAUCUAUGUAAAAGGGUAGUAUAACAGUCUGAAACCUCUCUUUAGAAUGUGACAUGAAAGAUUGUCUGGUAGGAGAAAGAGUAUGGUCAAGUUUCUUUGGACUUUGGAGUUCAAUAAACAAAGAAUAAAUGGUGUAAAGAGUAAACGAGUUGUACUUUUUCUGUUCUCUUUUAGUUGCAACGUUUUGACUUUCA